This is a messenger RNA of Paramecium sonneborni, 252 nucleotides long. The record is from the annotation of a GenBank genome assembly. NCBI's taxonomy places the organism in Eukaryota, Ciliophora, Oligohymenophorea, Peniculida, Parameciidae.
AUGACAUUAAAUUUAAAGAUUGCCUAUUAUAUGUAUUAGGAUUCUAUAGAAAUAAAAUCCUUACAAUAAACAUAUGACUCUGCUAUAAUAUAAUCUGAAUAGAUGAUAGAAGUUAUGAAAGAAAAGCCAAAAGAACAUUUUAUCAAGUUAGGAGUAGAUUUAGAUGAUAUAUCUAAUCUUUUUGAGCAUUUUGCAAAUAAAGAUACGGAUAAUUAGAAAAAAUUAUUGUUAAUUAAAAUCUCUGAGAAAUGA